CCCUAAAUAUUAUCGGACUGUAAUAUUAUUGGAUAGAUUAUCAUGAAAAAUAUGUGCAAAUAAUACUAUAUCCAUAAUUUUUAUGACCUGUAAUUUUAUUAGCAGAAAUAUUUUUCAUUGAUAAUAUUAUUGGGUAUAAUAUUAUGACUAGAUGAUAUUAUUCACCAACAAUUAUGUUUGUAACAUUGUCGGUGAGUAAAUAUAAAUUGUAUAUGCGUAUAUACAAAAAAUCUCAACUGAAGAAGUACCUAGAAGCCAGAUAGCUGAGUUGAAAGAGCACCCAAUGCAUAAUCGGAAAGUCCCUGGUUUGAAUCCCGGUCUCGAGUUUCCGUCUUUUCAGUAGAAUUAGAUCGAGAAUAAUCCUAAUUCCUAUCCUACCAAAUCCAAAAAUCCCAACCAAGAAUUUCCUGUCACGCAUUAUGCAAUGAAAAUAUCCGAUAAACAAUUUGUACGCGUUUCAAAUCCCAAAACUAUAAUUAGAAAACAUCAAGUACUCGCGCUUCGCGCUCGUGAUUUUUAAACUGGAAAACUUGACACGUUCAUUUGUUUGCAACGAACCUAUCGGGAAAUAUCCGAUAAUUUCGGAGCUCUUGUGGUAUUAUAUGCGAUAAUUUUUUGAAUAUUUUGGUAAACAAACGACACUUAACCAAAUAAACCUCUUUUCAUGUCAUGGUACAAUUCUCUUGGCCGAAAUUUGGAUAGGAAAAAUAAUCCCCUGAAUACCACUCGAGCUUCAAAAUUAUAGAAUAUUUCCCUCUAGGUUCCCUGCAUACAAAUGAAGUCGUCAAGUUUUUCAGGAAGAAUCACUCGUGAUUUUUUAGCCUGAAAAACUUGACUCCUUCAUUUGUUUGCAACGAAUCUAUCGGGAAAUAUUCGAUAAUUUUGAAGCACUUGUGGUAUUAUAUGUGAAAAUUAACAGAAAACAAAGAAAUCGCUGUCAAUGUAUUUGUGAAUUCGGGGAACAGUGACACCGAAGUCCAUUUAGGACAAAAAAUCAGGAAAUUUACAAUUUCAUUGAAAAAUCAAGCAAAUUGAUCUCCAAUAUUCAUAUUAGAGUAUAUAUUUAAAUAAAUUACAAAAUUCUCAUUUUCGUACCUCUUAAAAUUCGUGAAUUUUACGGAAGGAUAAGUUAGACCGGAGAUUUCAUGAUUUUCAAAUGGGUAAAAAGCAUUUGAUGCAACUGGAUUGGUAAUUCCCAGUGAACUAUCCAGAUAUUAAUAAAAAGGUUUUAUUAGUAUUGUUCAUCAUAUUGUUAUAUCCAGCGAAGAAUAAAGACGACACAGGUUGACAAAUGUUUGGCGCGGUUUAUUAGUUACAAAGAGUAUUACGAUGUGACACGUCAGAGCUCCGAAGAGAGACACACAAGACUAAUGUUAAUCCAAAAGACAGUCGUGAUUCUGACCAAGUUCAGAUCAUAGACAAAUGAAUGAAUCUUCGAAGGGUGACACGUAACACUACUCCCCUCCGCAAAAAGAUUGCCGCCCCGGCAAUCACACCAGGGACUAUUUGAGGUAUUACAACUCUAGGAUUUGUUGCUUCAAUUUAUGACAAACUGAAAAAUUCAAGCGUUGCAAGAUCCUACAUAGGGAGGGCCCCAGUCUGUUCUUUAGCUAAAACCUCCCAGAAAUCAACGCUAAAGAACAGCCGAUUAAUAUUUGUUUGAUUCUAUACAAUCAUAAUUUAUCGAAAGUGUUUGUUACAAUUUUCAAUGGGUUAUGUUGAGCAAGAGGAAUAAAUUGUUCUUAAUUGACUUAUUCAUUAAGGGUGUGAAUGUCAGGAUUUGACUCGAACUUUCAUUGUUCAUUUUCUGAAACAGCAGAAUGGUUCCCCUGAAAAUUUCCGUUAUGGGUACAGUAUCUGAAAACAACUCAACACAGAGAUUUCCUCAAAUUAGAAAAGAAAAGAAAAACAUUUAAAUGAGAAUGUCAUUCAAUGAAAAUAACAAGCAACUACUUUUCCAAAUUACUUGUCUGCAAACAAUUACUAGCAACUAGUUUAUAAGCAACUACCAAAAAUUCAAACUUCACAAGAUUGCAGUUUUUCGAAAGCUUUCGAAAUUAUUACAUUCAUUAUGCAAAAAUGAGCGUAUAUAAUUCAUUUUGACACAUACACACAUUCAUUCAUCCUGAAAUAACUCAAAGGUGAUAGAGUAAAGUGAAACAGGUAAAAAUAAAUAAUCAGGUCAGUCUGCUUCAACAGACACAAGUAAUGAGGCCCGUCUGCUACAACAGACAUAAGUAAUCAGGCCAGUCUGCUACAACAGACAUAAGUGAUGGGGCCCGUCUGCUACAACAGACAUAAGAAAUGAGGCUAAUGAAGGAUAAUAAUCAUUCUAGAUCAUCAUGUUCCAUUGGCCACAGACGGUUGACAUGUACUAUUUUGAAUUUACCUUUAGGGAAUUUCUGAAUUUGAUACACAACAUCAUUUAGUUUGGAACGGAUCACAUAUGUUUUCUCCCAACUUCUUUGAAUUUUUGGACAGCGAUCUUUGACUCUCUUGGGAGCAAAGAGCCAAACUCUCUGACCAGGUGUAAAGUAAAUCAUGUGAGCUUUUAAAUCAAAUUUAGAUUUCAUUUUGUCGCUUUUGAUUUUCCAAUUUUCUCUGACUUGAUUAUGUGUGUUCACUAAUUGCUCUUGCAACUGAUCUAUGUAAUCAGGUAAAUUAACGAGAUUGUUAGAGUUAUUGAAUGAUGGGUUACCAUGAAGCAAAUCUAGAGGAAGUCCCAAUUCUCUACCGAACAUUAACUUUGCUGGAGUGAAUUGGGUGGUUUAAUGCUUAGAGGAACGAUAUGCGAGAAGGAAUAAUGGAAGCCACUCGUCCCAUGAAUUUUAAUUGUCAUUGAUAAAUUUAGCGAGGUAGUUAAGGAUAGUUCUGUUUAAACGCUCAACCAUACCAUUGGAUUGUGGAUGCAAUGGGGUCGUACGCGUUUUAUGAAUACCUAAUAGCUUCAUAAGUGAGUUGAAAAUUCCGGAUUCAAAAUCUCUUCCUUGAUCGGAGUGGAUUUCUAGAGGUAUUCGAAAACGUGAAACGACAUGGACUACCAAAGCUUCAGCGAUAGUAGCUGCCCGAUGAUUUGGAAGUGGGAUUACUUCAGGCCAACGAGAAAAAUAGUCAGUGACUGCAAGGACGAACCGAUUGUUACUAAUUGUUCUUGGUAAAGGACCUCAAAUGUCAACUGCUAUUCUCUCAAAAGGAAAGCCGACAUUAUAAAGCUGUAAUUCUCUUCUGGCUCGUUGUGCUGGGCCAUCUCGAUUGAAACAAACAGAACAUCUGCGGCACCAAUUCUCAACAUCAAUUUUACAAGAAGUCCAAGAGAAACGUUUCCGAAUAUUAUCUAGCAUUUUGUUGACUUUGAAAUGGCCACCGAGGGGAGAAGAGUGUGCGGUCUUGAGUAUUUCUUUUCUCGAAGAAUUAGGAACAAUAAUUUGAAGAGUAAUUUUGGAUUUGUCGUUGGAUCGACGGUAGAGAGCACCACCUAUCAAUUCGAGAGAAUCCCAAUAUAGAAGGUAGAGCUUGACAUCUGAGCCAAGGUGAGAGAUUUCAUGCCAGUCAGGACGUUGAUUCCGUUUUUUUGAAUCGAUCAACAUGCGGAGGAUUGGAUCUUGAACCUGCAGAGUGGACCAAUUGCCGUCAUCAGUAGUGAUCCAAGUUGUUCGAAAAAUGCGUUUCUCUUCUUCCUCGUUUCUUGUAUUGAGUUUUUCACAUUUUUUACAAGAGCAAGGACGUCUCGACAAACCAUCAGCAUUUCCAUGAAGAUGGCCUGGUCUUUGAGUAAUUUCAAAAUCGUAAGUGAAUAGAAUUUCGAUCCAACGAGCUACUUGGUCUUGUGGAUUUUUAAAAGAAAGAAGCCAUUUUAAAGCUGCGUGGUCUGUUCUAAUUAAGAAUUUUCUUCCGAGAAGAUAAUGACUGAAAUGCUCGACAGAUACAACUACAGCUAAUAGUUCCCUACGAGUGACGCAAUAAUUUCUCUCAGAUUUGUUUAGACAUUUACUGAAAUACGCAAUGACUUUUUCUUCGUCAUUCUGAAUUUGGGAAAAGGUGGCUCCAAUGGCGAAUAAUGAUGCAUCAGUAUCUAGAACGAAAUCGCCAUUGGAAAUUGGGAUCGAUCGAAUCGGUGGAGAGGUUAGGCCGGAUUUUAAUUGAUCAAAACUAGCUUGAGAUUCAGGGGUCCAUUUGAAGGGAAUUCGAUCUCCAGUUAGAGUAUGUAAGGGCUUAGCAAUGGCAGCAAAACCUUUCACGUAUUUUCUGUAGUAGGAGUAUAAACCAAGGAAACUUCUGAGUUGACGUUUAGUUUUAGGAAUUGGCCAAUCUAUAAUAGAUGAAAUUUUGUCCAGAGAGCAUUUGAUUCCAUUUCUUGAAAUUAUGUGACCCAAAUAAAGCACUUCGUGUUUGAAAAAUUUACAUUUUUUGGUGUUCACUUUUAAGUUAGCUUCAGUUAAUCGAGAGAUUACUAAUUUGAGAUUGGGUAAAUGUUCGUCAAAAUUAUGACCGAAAACAAUGAUGUCAUCUAGAAAUACGCGACAAAUUUUCCCAUUCAAGCCUCGUAAAACCUCAUUCAUUAUUCUAACGAAGGUUGCAGGGGCGUUGCAAAGACCAAAAGGGAGAAUUUUGAAUUGCCAUAAUUCAUCGCCAAUUGCAAAAGAAGUUUUCUCUUUAUCUUUAGGAUCCAGUUCGACUUGCCAAUAUCCGCUUUUUCAGUCGAUUGUUGAGAACCAAGAAGAUUCGGAGGCAGCAUCAAAAAUUUCUUCAUCGCGAGGUAAAGGCAUGGAAUCUUUUUUGGUGAUGUUGUUAAGUUCGCGAUAAUCGACACAAAAACGCGGGGGGUUUUUAUCAUCUUUUUUCUUAACUAGGACAACAGGAGAAGCCAAAGGACUGUAGCUAGGUUCAAUAACCUGUUGUUCUUUCAUUUCCUCAAGGAGAUCAAAAACUUUGUCGCGGUAAUGGAAUGGGACUCUGCGAGGAUUUUGUUUGAUUGGAUUCGAGUUCCCAGUGUCGAUUACGUGUUUAGCUCCUGGAUAUCUCCCUAAGUCAGUAGAAUUGGAGGAAAAGCGCUCUUGAUAAGUUAGAAGAAAGCUUUUGAAUACUCUCUCUGUUCUUUUGGAUUUAAUAACUCACAUGAAUUUUCAAAUAGUUGAAGCAAAAAUUCAGGAAUAUUUGGGGAAAAUCCAGAGAUUCCUUUCGAAAUCUUUCGUUUGAUAAAAACCGUUUUCUUAGGGUUAUCAAUGUCAAAUUUUCUCUUAGCAAUCGACUGGAAGUCUUGUAAGAGGCCAGAUUUGUAGAGAAAAUCUAAGCCAAGAAUACAAUCUUCUUUUAUAAUUGCGAAGACCGCGUCAAGAACAAUAGAAAAAUUUCCGAUGGAAAUUUCAAUUUUUGUGAUAGCUUGAUAAGGGAAAUGUUCGACAGAAACAGUGAUAAUACUGAUCCUUCUGGUAGAGUUUUUUAGACCAGUCAGAUUGUUGUUCAAAAGUUUAGGGUUAAUUAAUGUAAUGUCACUAGCUGUGUCAAUUGUCAUAAAGCAAGAAUGAUCAUUAAUUUUUCCUUUCAAUUCCAAAGCAAGAAUUGGAUCUUGAGUUUCAUUUUUCACCUGAAAACAUCUAGAAAUAUUGAAAUUUGGUUGAGUCAAUUCGUCCCCCAACGAAUCGACUCCAUUAAGUUUUCCGAAUGUGUCUGGGUGUUAGCAGAUCCAUUUCGGUUUGAAUGUUUGUUAUUAUUUGGAAAUUUUGAUUUGAAAUUUCUACUGCCAUUAUUAAAAUGAUGGUAAGGAUGGUGAUUGACCCGAGUUGAGUUGAAUUCUUGUGUGGGAUUAUUGUGAGAACUCCUAGGACUAUUCUGAUUUGGAUUACCAAAGCUCUUGCAAUGCUUAGCGAAUUGACCAAAACUGUGACAUUUGUAGCAUCGUAUAUUCGUUUCCGUAUUGAAAACUUUCUUAUGCCUGUCAUGUUUUGAUGAGAGAUCGCGAUAAUCCAUUUGCGAUCGAAAAUGCGAUGAAUUUUGAAGUUGGCGUUUGUUAAUCACAGAGUUGGAAAUAGAACUCAGCUGAGUUGCGCGUUCAACUGCACGUUGGAAAUUUUCAAUAUCCUCAGAUUUUAAUGUAAAUUCCAUUUGUGGGUUAUUGAUUCCAUCGAUAAAGGCGCGGCAGGCAGCACGAUCACGUUCUUCCUCAGAAAAACUUGAAUAAGCCAAACGGCUAAGUCGAUCAAUCUCUUCUGAGUAAGUGACGUAGCUUUCACUUUUUUUCUGUUUCUUCGAAGGGGGACACGUAACAAUAUUAACAAAAUGAGUCAUUUUCUUACUCCGAAUCUAUCGCGUGUUCGUUUCUCUCCCAUGUCUCUUUCCGUCCGACUGCCCCACCACGCGCGCCAUCCCAUCCUUUUUCCUGUCGCUUUUUCGUUACAUACGUUACAUACGGGCAUUUACAGCCCAACGAGCGCAAAGAAGUUUCACUUCAAUAAGCACUCACGGUUCAAAAAGAUACACUUGUUUAUUGUAACAGAAAAUAAUGAUGAUUUAGGGACCUCCGACGAGGUGUUUCCCAUACGCGGGGUGUUUCGAAACUGUCUCUACAAUUAGAGGUCUUUCGCGUUGGACAUGAGAUUGGAAGGGAGGAAUAUUCAGGGAAGGGGCAGUAGGGGCAAAAAAUGAUUGGGUCCAUUCCCCAAUAAAGAAAAUCUAGAGGGUAAAUUCAUGAGGGAUUUUGGAUGGGUAUUCUAAUAAAAGGGAAAGGUGAUGGCAGAGUAUGUAAAGAGUAUGUCAUAAAAGAAGGACGGGCCACGAGGGAUAUUUUGGGAAUUGGGACGGGGUUGGUAAGGUGUGCGAGGGUCUGAGGAAUGCCCAUUAUCAAUAAUACGAAAAUUAAUAUUAGUGCUAAUGGUUGGAAUUGAAGCUCAAAUAUCUAAGAAUUCAUCCUGUAUGAUAUGUUUUUGUGGUUUUUAUAAUUUGACACGCAACAGCUGCCAUAUAAAAGCGUUAGAAUCAACCAAAUUCAAGUUCCAGUUUUAGAAUCCUAUAUCAACUCAUUAUGAUUCAAAAAGUCCGAAACCAUGAUUUUUAGAUCGUGCUUGUAUGGAUGUGCAUGUAUUCGUUUUUAACACAAGUUUUUUGAACAUUAUUCGCCAAUCGGUUGAUGGAUUCGAAUAUUAUUUUCAAUUGCAGGUAUGCUUGAGGCCUAUUAUUUAAUAUGACAGAAAAUUUAAUUCUGUGGGACUCUUAUUGAAGAGUCAAUAGUGGAGAUGAAUAAGUGUGACGAAUCAUGGAUGCUCAACCUAUAUGAGUUGAAUUGAUAGAUUUAUUGGCACAACGAUAAAUCAGCAGGACGUGUUCACAACUCUGUCUUGACAAAAGAGAUUUGUAAAACCUCACCUCAAGCUGCUACAUAACAGCACCGAUAAAGCAAAAAUGAAUGAAUGAUUUACCGUUAUAGGUCGAUAAUAUAGACUUGGUAACGAUCAGAAAUAAAGAUCGGUAUUUCAUCUGAUAUUUAAAUUGGAUUCCCCACCGAUUUAUUCGUUAAAUUGAAUUGUAAAUUUAUGAUUGUUUUCCAAAAAGCGCUUGUCUCACAACAAUGAAAAAGAAAAAUCGGAAAAUGAAUUGACUAAUGUCUUUAAAUCAUUCUUGGAAUAUUUGAUUGACCGAGCUGACAAAUGGUACGUAUGGUUCCUAUCUGUUAUUUAUUUUCAGGAAAAUGUAGGAUGUUUUCGGUUUUUUUUAAAUUACAAUUACGUGAAUAUCCAUUGUACGUCUCAUGUAGUUUAUACUGCAAUCAAUGAAACUAGCCCCUCAUUGUAGUUCGGAUGAGUUGGCUUUAUGUAUGGCUAUAAAGAAUGGCAAUUGACCUGCUAGCCACAAAAUAAUAUCUGUAUUUAGUGGAUACUCCACUUUGAAGUGCUUGGCACAUCUAACAAGUCAUAGGUGUUCGCUGAGUGAGAUAAUCUCGAAACCCGAAUUCUCGGAAGGGCGAAUAACCCUGGAAUAAAGAGGACACAACUCACUUAAAUACUGAAUUUCUACUUUUUAUUUUACAGAAAGAUUCUCAUUACAUCAAUCUUGAUAUAAAAAAGAACUUAAAGUUCGGAUACGAAACUGCGGGGAGUAUUAUUGUCGACCUGUUCUCGAUGAACUUGGUUAUGAAACCAAACAACUUUGGAAAUUUUAAAAUAGUUCGACAAAUUCAAAAAAAGGAAGGGAAGCGUGAGGAUUAAAUUGUAAGUUGUUCAUGACGGUAGAUGGAAAACUAUUUUUUCCGGGGAAAAUAUUCGGAUGGUAUGCAAGAAAUUUUAUGAUGAGCGGGACGGAACUAUGUUUGAGUAUGAUUUUAUAUGAUGGGGAAAUCCCAAUGGAAAAUCCCCAGAUAUAAGUAUGUGUAGAUGUCACUAUACAGGGUGUCCCAGAAUUGCACGGCCAGACUUUAAACUUAAGUUGGGGGUGAAAUUCUGGAUCGAAAAGUCCUGAGCGACUUUUUGAUCAGACGCACCCUCUUCAACUUAUUCAGGGUUGAAGUUGGACGAAUCAGGGGCGUGGAAUACCCGGUCGCACGACGGUGAGGAAAACAUACGAGUGUGGUGGUGUCCCCACCAUACCGUAGUACUCCCCUGCGGCUGCAGAAAGAGAUGACAGGCGGCGGUGGGUAAAAGGAAGGGGAGGGAAAUGAAAAAAAUGAACACCCGCCCGCUACAUAAAAAUUAUUUACUCCUGCCCUAAUUAAUGCCAAGGGAUGAAACCAAGGGCAUUCGAUGGAGGAAUAAAUUCCCCAUCGAUUGAGGCCCAUUAAAUCUCUUAAUCUAAUCGAAAAGGAGAAAAAAACAGCGUUGAAAAUUACAGCGCUGGAAAAAAAAACCCGGCGAUUUAAUUUUCUAAAGCCCCAUUGGCCCUGUAUGAGAUUUUCAUUUUUUCUUCCAGCGAAGGAGAAAAAAGAUAAACAAUCGCUGAUGAUUUUUUUUUUUGUGUUUAUUUUUUUCAUUUCCCUCCCCUUCCUCUUACCCAGCGCCGCCAGUCAUCUCUUUCUACCACCGCAGGGGAGUAGUACCGUAUGGUGGGGACACCACCACACUCGAACGUUUUCCUCACCGUCGUGCGACCGGGUAUUUCACGCCCCUGAUUCGUCCAACUUCAACCCUGAAUAAGUUGAAGAGGGUGCGUCUGAUCAAAAAGUCGCUCAGGACUUUUCGAUCCAGAAUUUCACCCCCAACUUAAGUUUAAAGUCUGGACGUGCAAUCCUGGGACACCCUGUAUAUCAUUAAUCUCAGUCCGCGAAAUUUAAAUUAAUCUUAAUUUUUAUAUUUUGAUCUGUUGAAUUUUUGGGGAUUUCCCCAAAUACAAAAUUCACUCUUUCUCCUCUGCUAAAUAUUGUCUAGAACUUUAUGGUGGGCCCCAAAUGUAGAAAAAGAGGGAAAAGUUUUUAUUACCCGUUUUACUUAGUAACAUUUGACGACAAGAAGUGGCCAUGGGGCCAUAAAAUAAAAACCUUUUUGGGGGUGGAAAUGUUUCAGUCCAUGAGGCCCAAAAUAUUAUUUCGGAGGGCAGUCUAUCGUUAGGAUCUUUAGAGGAACAUACCUCCUGGCAUAAGUUGAGCCAAACAUAGAAAUAAAAUAUAAAGUGUGCAAACUAAAAGUGUUACUUAUUUUAAUCCCAUAUUCCAAUAUAAUCUGUGUCGAAAUACGCAGAAAAAGUAGAUACAAUGGACAAUGAACAAUGAAAACAACACCACCAGUGUGGGAAAAAUCGUUACGCAUAAAUCUCAACAUCUUGAGUUUAACUUUCCCAUUUAUUUACCCGUAAAAUUCGUUGGAUAAACAUUUUCUCCCAACCUGAAACUUGAGAAGGAAAUCAUAAAUCUUCGAAUCAAUACAGUCUAGGUCGUAAAGUACUAGUUCUGUUUUUGCUCAUGUUUUGAUUCAACACGUGUGAGGUCUUCUUUGUCCAUUGUAUCGAAAGUUGAGGGCCUGAGUCCCUUGACAGAGAAAACGCGAUGUCACGCGUUUUCCUUUUCCCUGCUUUCCUUAUUCUACCCCUCUUCCCUUUUUCUUGACCAAGUUGCGUGCGCAACAUUUAGACUAGUGGGGGUUGUAGGACCCAACCCUUGGAAGAUUAGUUAAGUUUAGUUCAGUUCGAUUUUAACUUGUUUCAUUGCCCCUUCUCUCUUCAAAUAGUUAAUCGCCAAAUUUCAGUCUAGUUUUGGUUGUUAGUUUCUCUGAAUGUUUAUUAAUAUUUCGAGACUCAAUGUAAGAUUUGAAAGUUAUUGAAUAAAGUGUGUGUCACGUGCUCUCCUAACCACUGCUGUUUGGAUUGAUUUUAUUUACACCACCUAAAUCCAAUUAUUUCCUUUUAACGAGUUGACAUCGAUGGAGUCCUCAUUAGAGGUUUAGCGGCUAACGAAUUCCACGAAUUUAAAACUUGGCGCAAAUAUUCGUGAAUGGCGCCACCGUCCUACUAGUGACUUGAUAGGACAUAACAAGUAUACCCCGGAGUAACAUUCCGCGACGGAACAUUUUCCCCUGUUGCGAAGUAUUGAGAAAUAAUUGGAAUGUUUCUUGUCAAGAUUAACUAAUGUGGUUACGAUAUUGUGUUUUAAUAACGAUGAAUUAAAAGUAAUUCUUAUCAUGAGGUUUAAUAUCAUUCAAUAGAGGCGCGAGCUUUUUGACAUUUCGAUUGCAUAUUCCUUGAGAUGUUUUCAGAGUCACGAUUCGGAUGAUACUGUCUUCCCCAGGAUAUGCAUGGAUAACUCUGCUUAGAGCCUAUUAUUGCUCUGGUAGGUGGUCCUCCUUGAUGAGUGCCAUGGUACUCGAUGAAGUGCUCCCGAUUCAUCCAUUUUGACCGUAGGCUGAGCUCACUUAUAUAUUUGCGAUGACAGCGAGCCCAAAAAUCCUCUCUCAGCUUCUGCACAUGCUAUCAUGAUGCUAGUCGGUUACUUGGUAUUCCUUGGGAAUCGGGAAUGCGGGGACAGAUCAAGGAGUGGCGAAUUAACAAAUGUCCUGGAGUUGGAGCAAUCAAAUCGCUGGGAUGUGAUGAGAUUGGCAUAAUUGGCCGCGAAUUCAAGACCCCUUCGAUUGCGAUGACAAGUGUUAUGAUGGCUUCACGGCUGAGAAGUUCAUCGGUGAUGAUGCAUUUCAGGUGGUACUUAAAAGAUUUAACAGCCGCCUUCCAAAGGCCUCCAAAAUGAGGCGCCUGUGGUGGUAUAAAAUGCUACUGAAACGAUUUCGAUGACGUGCAGUUGUGUAUUUUGGCUUCGUUCUCUUCUCUUUUCAAAUCAUAUAUUUCUCUGAUUUCGUUGUUUGCUCCCGCAAAGUUAGUUCUAUUAUCUGAAUAGUGUAACGUGGUAGAUUUUUCUUAACUAAAAAGUCACCAGUCAAGUCGCCCUUUUUCCUUGACGUUCCGAAAACGGAACAAAUGCUCUGAAGGGCGCCAGUUGUUUUUUGUCCCGACGGAAACAACAAACCGAAAAACCUAACCGAAGCGGAUAACUCACGACGACGGACUAAAAACUUUAAUUAAAACAUAAACGUAAUAAACUUAAACUAAAGGGUGAAGGGAAAGGUGGUAAUUACUUACGCUGCUCAGGAUGUUGGUUGUGGAGAGAGGGUUGGUUCGGGGUAUGCUGGUCACAGGGCUAUUAAUUCAAUUAAUCCAAAUCCAACAAAUAUUCUAUUAUUCUUUACGGAACUAUAUUCGUUACGUUCCAACAAUAAUAAUCAUAAAUACCAUUUUCUAUAAUAUUCAAAAUUUUAAUAAGAAACGCAAAUAUAAUCCCUAUAAUUUCGUAAAGAGAGAUCCAAACUACUUUUAUUCGUCUAAUCUCAUUCAUUAUUCAUCAAAAGAACGGCAUAGAACAACAGAAAAUAUAACAAUGCUAAUGUCGAGCUAAAUACUAUUAAUUUACCCGAAAAUAACCUAAUGAGCAAUGAUUUCGACUCAUUCAUGAUUGGUACAUUAAAUAAAUUCGAACUGCAAAUUUCGAGGCGUCAUAAACGCAAUUAUAACGACAAAUCCUAACGCAAUAUAAUUUACGAAACAUACGGGCUCCGAGAGCAUAACAACAUCGAGUAGCUAGAACAAGCUCCGGGGAGUUGGCUACUCAUUAAUGAAAAUUAAUUAUUUAAUUUAGCCAGUUCGUUUGAUAGUCGUUACCUGGUGAUUGACAGACUACUUUUAUCGUUUGACGGAUUCAAUUAAUUUUUUAAUGGAUUUUUUAAAUAUUGGGAGCCAAAAACACGGACGUUGGCUCCCAAAAAAAAAUCGACGAAUUAAAUUUGACAAUAGCUCAAUCGAUGGGAAAUCGUUUGUAGGUGAUUGACAGUCGAUUGCCAGACUCCAACAAACGAAUCCUACACCCAAAACUUGACAAAAACUAUUUGGGGACAUAAAAAUAGCGUUGAGUCGGGAUUGCUCCGGAGUGGGGGAAAUCGCAUCAUGCUAACCACCAUCUUAUUUCUUGUGGGGUGCAGCCAGGUGGAUUUACUUUUUGGAGCACUCCAAAAGCAUUUUCCGGAAUUAAUUCAUUAACGUCGGUGAAAUUUGCAUGGAUACAAACCGAUUCUGUGGAUUGAACUGUUACUGACGGCGUACUCCUGCCAGUGGAAUGUUCUGUGAUCUAAAGUGAAAAUGUUGUGCCUGGAAAUGAGUAUGCCACAAGGUCAGUGGAAAAAGCGAACGAGCUACGACAAAAUGACCUGCAAGUACGUGGCACAAUUGGAGAAACAAGAAGAAGAAGGACAUGAUUCUACAUUAUUCUGACGUCUAUAACGCUGACCGUACUGAUGUCAGCGAUUCGCAGGAAAUUUCCAUGUUUCAAGCGGGAGAAUUGGUAGCUGGAAUCGAGAUGGGGGAUGAUAGAAUUAUCCACGUUCUCCAAACGUCCAGUUUUGAUUGUAUUUUAAAUGCAUUGUUCUGCAUCGCAACGAAUGACGCUAAUUACGCGGCGUUCAUUAAGAAUAUACAUGACGUCCCUAUUCUGGAGUUUAUCAUUAAGCUUCUUAAAGAUAGAAAUAUAGAGGAGGCUUACAGAACAAGGGCACUGAUGUUGCAAUCUAUGUGUGACAGUCACAUUAGUAAACUGGAAGAGGAAAGUUAUAACAAUGUACACAUAAGUAAUAUACGUGUCCAAGGUACGCCCGCACAAAUGUGGGCCAGCACAAUGACUGAAGGACCCAGUAUUUGGAAGAAAUUUCCGUGUAAUAUUUGAGGUUGUUACGUUGAGAAGCUACCAGUGAUCGAGGUCAAUGAAAAAAAAAGUCAAAGUCAUUCACCAAUUUCGAAAAAGCGGUCGAAUUUCACAAUUUACUCAAAAACGUUAAAUGUCUUCGUCAGUCAUGCCCUGAAUCGUGUGAGCUGCUAAAUGUACCAAAUUUCCAUUUGUUCAUUGAAUUUACAGUCACGAAAGUGCUCUCUUUAUCAAUUACCAACAACAAUUGUGAUUGAAUGUACAUUCAGAUUACCAGGGGUAAUAAAUCGGAAGAAUAAUAGAUAUGUUGUCUAUUGUUUACUAGACGGACGAUGGUCGUUGUAUGAUAACAGCUCCACCGUGAUCCAGACACCGUCCACCGUAGACAUUGGACUACUUUGUAUGAUAUACAUACUCGAGUCAUAACGUGGCAGAUCGCAAUUGUUUGAAAAUCACAAUACCUGUCCUCAGAUGUCCAGUUGACCCCUUUGCCAAUGUCUGGUUACCGACUCCAUCGGUAACAGGGAACUUUGUGCAACAAAGAAUAUUUUCCGUGUUCGAAAAUGACUAUUCUCAUUGGCAAGAAAAUUAUGUAUCGGGCAAAUCGUCCAUAAUGUUCACCGUUCUCUCAGUUCGUUAUGAUUCUUCUUCACUAUUAACCAUACUCUGGAUUGUGUUACAGGAAUUCGAGAUUUGAACGACUCCAAAGAGAACCAGCUCCCAGUUGCAUUGGCUUCGUUGCAACAUUUUCUUCAUCUUUCAAAUUCAAUGAAGCCAAGGGUGAUACGCAGAAGAGAUGUACCAGCUGAAUAAAUUUUUUUAUGCUAAUUUUGAUUUUUUUUAUUCAGUUACCCAUUCCCAUACACUUUUAACCAAAAAGACCAACAUUCAUCAAAAGUUCGGGUAUCGUAUGCUUGUACACUAUUGAAGAUAAAAUAGUGAAAUUCAAUCGAUUUUGGAAGAUAAAUAUUGUCGCUCCGAAAUAACAUUUUCCGUCAAAUAUGCACUAUUGUAGGUAUAAAAGAUUUAUCAAUGAGGGAUAAAUUGGUACAAUGUUAAUAUCGUAUAACAUUCGUGAAGCGACAAAUUAUUCAACAUCUAGAUCAGUUCCAAUGCAGCUAUUCGAUUAAUUGAUUAUCUAAAAGCAAUAAAUUUCUACUGUCUAAAUUACAAUCUCAAUUGUAUUAAUAUUUUGUUGAUCAACGACAGGACCUGCAACAUGAAAUAAUCACUGAAUGUGAAAUUAUUUAUUCAACAAAUGAUUCAAAGCUGAAAUAUCCUUG
Diachasmimorpha longicaudata is the source of this 14436-nucleotide messenger RNA. RefSeq lists its product as uncharacterized. NCBI's taxonomy places the organism in Eukaryota, Metazoa, Arthropoda, Insecta, Hymenoptera, Braconidae. Bases 12707 to 13174 code for a protein of 155 amino acids. The transcript is spliced from 3 exons. The record is from RefSeq and is a predicted model, not a curated record.